AUGGAGAGAAAAGCAUUUCUUGACCAGGAGGCCCCUGUUGGCUAUAUCGCUGGUAUUGGGAGAGGUGCCACUGGUUUCACUACCAGGGCGGACGUUGGAAAUGCCAGAUUACCUCCUCAACAGCGACAAAUUGGUUCUGAUGAUGAAGAUAAUUUCCAAGAUGUUGAUGAAAGCGGUCUGCUUGGAGACUCAUUAGUUAAUAAGGAUGAUGAAGAAGCAGAUGCUAUAUAUCAAGAUAUAGACAAUAGACUGAAAAAUCGUAAUAAGAGAAGAUUGUCACCAGAUGGUGAAGAUAAAGCUGAAGAUAACAACUUGACCAAAAUUGCUAAUCAAUUUGCAGACUUGAAGAAGAAAUUGGAGGCCGUUACUGAAGAUGAAUGGGCCAACUUGCCAGAUGCAGGUGAUUUUACCAAGAGAAACAAAAGACACAGAAAGCUUCUACAAGAACAAAAAAGAUCAUAUGCAGCUCCAGAUUCAUUGAUAUCAGGGUUGAACGCAAGUGGCAACAUUGAUAGCUCUGUUGAUUUAAGUGCUUUAACAUCUGAAAGACAGAAAUUGCUCGGGUCUAAGAUUGAUUCAAAUUUCGAUUUCAAUGAAGACGAUGGUGUGGAUUCUGCUACUUAUUUGAAUGAAAUUUCUAAUUUGUCCCAAAACAAUGAUGAAGAAAUUAAAAAGAUCAAAACAAUUUUGAAUUCAUUCACGAAAGCUGAUCCAAAGAAACCUGAAGGUUGGAUCGCCAGAGCAAGAUUAGAAGAAUUCAACAAAAGCUUUGAAGCUGCAAAAAAAUUGAUCCAGCAAGGUUGUACCAAUUGUCCAUUUGAUGAAGAGAUUUGGUUGGAAAAUGUUAGAUUAAACAGAUCAGACGUGAAGUAUGCUAAAAUCAUAGUAGCUGAAGGUGUCAAGCUAAAUAACAAGUCGUUAAAGUUAUGGCUUAAGGCAACUGAACUAGAGCAAGAGGUUUUCAAUAAGAAAAGGGUACUAAGGAAAGCAUUGGAGAGUCUACCCACAAGCCCAGAGCUUUGGAAAGAGUCAAUCAAGAUUGAGGAAAAUGUUGAAGAUCAGAUCAGAAUUGCUGAAAAAGCCACUGAGCUAGCACCAGAGGAUGAAGAGUUGUGGCUAGAGUUGAUUAGUUUACAACCAUAUGAAAUUGCCAAAUCCACUUUGAAUAAAGCAAGAAAAGCCCUCCCUAAUAAUGUCAGCAUUUGGUUAACUGCCUGCAAGCUGGAACUUGUUAAUAAUCCUGGAAGUGAUAAGAUUGAAAAAAUGAUCAAAAAGACAUUCAAAGAGUGUAACCUUACAAAAGAUGAAUGGUAUAAACAUGCUAUCGAAUUUGAGAACCAACAACUCUCUUUGUUGACAGAUUUGAUUGUCAAUGAGCUGUUAUCUCAAGACCUUGAGCCAGAUUAUUCAUCAUUGGUUUCAGAGGCUGAUAAAUAUAAAGAUCAAAUCUUUGUUUAUAAAUCGAUUUUGAAUUUCAUUGUUAUCAAGUUCCCAAAAAAGACUGCUAUAUGGAGAAGACUGAUUGAGUUAUACAAGCUAAACUUUGAAGCUUCAGAACUUUACAAGAUUUUUGAAAAUAUUAUAGAGAUUUUACCGAAGAAUCCAUUGUUUUGGUUAAUGUAUUCUAAAGAAGUUUGGAAGAAUGGUGAUAUACCCAGUGCCAAACAAAUAUUGCAAAGGGCUUUUAAGUUUUUGGAUUCAAAUGCUGAUAUGUGGCUGGCUUUGAUUAAAUUAGAAAGUGUCGAACAAAAUUAUGAUCAGGUCCGUGAGCUGUUUAAAGAGGCUAGAGCAAGAGUUACUAAUGAACGUAUUUGGUAUAAAUAUGUUACCUUUUUAAGACAAUCAGACGCAACCAAUGAAGCAUUAGAGCUUAUUGAAGAUGGCUUAAUGAAUUUUCCAAGUUGUUUCAAACUAUACAUGCAAAAGGCUCAAAUUUUAGAAGAGUCUGGUGAUUUAGUUAAAGCUAGAAAUGUAUUAUCAGUAGGAACGAAAUCGGUUCCAGAUUCUGUUGAGCUGUGGAUAUAUUUAUCAGAUAUAGACUUCAAAUUGGAUAACGGUACCAAGGCACGUUCAGAUCUUGAUUUGGGAUUAUUGAAGAAUCCACAAUCAGAUAAAUUGUGGUUUAAAAAACUCCAACUAGAAUUGAAAUUGAAGAAUAUUGAUCAGAUCAAAGUGAUAUUGACCAAAGCUCUAAAAGAGUUUCCCCAUUCAUCAUAUUUAUGGAGUUUUAAUUUAACUUUCAACACAAAGAAGUCACUGAGAAAGACUUUAUAUCAAGAUGCAUUGAAUGCAACAAAUAACGAUGUUAGGGUGUUGAUAAUCAUUGGGUAUAAUUUUUGGAUUGAUGGUAAGCUUGAUAAGGCAAAAAGAUGGUUCGAGCGUGCCAUCAUAGCAAAUGAAGAUUUUGGAGAUGCUUGGGGUUGGUAUUAUAACUUUUUGAUAAAGAACAAUGAACCUACAGAGGAGUUUGAUGCAUUUUUAAAGAAAUUUUCAGAUGUUGAACCUCAUCAUGGUGAUGUUUGGCCAAUAGUUUCCAAAAGAAUCGAAAAUCUGGACAAACAGCCUACAGAUAUUCUCAAGCUAGUAGCCCAAGAGUUGAUCAAAUAG
Hansenula anomala is the source of this 2607-nucleotide messenger RNA. RefSeq names its product U4/U6-U5 snRNP complex subunit PRP6 (gene PRP6). The record is from RefSeq and is a predicted model, not a curated record. Lineage: Eukaryota; Fungi; Ascomycota; Saccharomycetes; Phaffomycetales; Wickerhamomycetaceae. Gene Ontology annotation, molecular function: protein binding. The transcript has a single exon. Gene Ontology annotation, biological process: spliceosomal tri-snRNP complex assembly; mRNA splicing, via spliceosome. Gene Ontology annotation, cellular component: catalytic step 2 spliceosome; U4/U6 x U5 tri-snRNP complex. Bases 1 to 2607 code for a protein of 868 amino acids.